Egretta garzetta (little egret) is the source of this 2783-nucleotide messenger RNA. RefSeq names its product mitochondrial ribosomal protein L13 (gene MRPL13). Bases 1 to 630 code for a protein of 209 amino acids. The transcript has 8 exons. Gene Ontology annotation, cellular component: ribosome; mitochondrial large ribosomal subunit. The record is from RefSeq and is a predicted model, not a curated record. NCBI's taxonomy places the organism in Eukaryota, Metazoa, Chordata, Aves, Pelecaniformes, Ardeidae. Gene Ontology annotation, molecular function: structural constituent of ribosome; mRNA binding. Gene Ontology annotation, biological process: translation; negative regulation of translation.
AUGUCAUCGUUUGGGAGAGCCGUGCCCUUCACCGAGAGGGAGGGGAGAUGGUGGGCGUUAAGUAGGCUGCAGCGAUCUUGCCGUUCAGUUGGCGAUCAUGGAAGCUGGCAGCGAGAGCAAUGGGCUACUUUUGCCAGAGCCUGGUACCUCCUCGAUGCGAAGAUGCAGCCACCGGGAAAAAUAGCAGCUGCGACUGUAAUCAGACUGGAAGGCAGGCAUAAACCUAUUUAUCAUGCACUAAAUGACUGCGGAGAUCAUGUUGUCAUAAUAAAUACAAGACAUAUUGCCUUCUCCGGUAACAAAUGGGAACAGAAAGUAUAUUCUUCACACACUGGCUAUCCUGGUGGUUUCAGACAGGUGACAGCAACUCAGCUCCAUUUGAAGGAUCCAACUGCUAUUGUUAAACUGACUGUUUAUAGAAUGCUUCCCAAAAACCUUCAGAGAAGAACUAUGAUGCAGAGGCUGCACCUGUUCCCAGAAGAUGUUAUUCCAGAGGAUAUACAGAAGAAUCUUCUACAAGAGAUUCCUCAGCCACGUGUAGUCCCCAGGAGGUUAGACGAAUAUACACCAGAAGAAAUUGCUGCCUUUCCGAAGGUUUGGACUCCACCUAAAGAUUUUCGAAGGAAAUAAUAGCAAUCAAAGAAGAAGAACUGCAGUCAGGAAUGUCUCUCCUCCUUGAAAAAAAAUUCUUCUAACAUGGAAGCAUCUGUGCAUCUCGGUCAACCCUUCUGUACAGAAUGGUUUUGCCAGGUGUUAGCAAACUUUAUUUGAAAAGAUUAUAAAAAUUACUGUGUUUGAAACAGCUGAGGAUGGGUAUUAUGUUGUUAAUGCCACCUGUAAUCUGUGUUGUAUGAGCUGGUGUUUGUUAAUUGUAUUUGCUUUAAUACUAUUAUUAAAGAAUUGAUAGAUUUCUAAUGAAUAUUUGCAUCUCAUGGAAACAGUACAUUGUUCACGGAAAUGAAGUGUCGUGCUCUAGAAGUUGCAAAAUUUGAUUUCCACACAGUAAGAGCAGUGAAUAAUUACAGUCACAGAGCUCCCACAAACAGCACACUGUCAGUAAAUAAUCCGGUUUGCUUUUCUGUUAAAACAGGUGAUCCAUCCUUACACAGCUUGAGUGAAAGAAUGGCAGUCUUGGUUAGGAAAAGGAGAACUGUUCAUGUAGAACUCGUGCUCUCUUUGGGGGAUAUAAACAACCCCAUGGUGUCCGCUGUUUUAUUACUUCUGUAAUAGGUUGUGCGGUUCUUCUGAAAGCCUUUUCUAGAAUCCAGCUAUGUCCACAUCGUACGUACUGAAUUAAAUUAACGGAUAUGUUUUGCCAAAUGCAUGUCUACGCAGGCCUGCGGUUUCCUUGUCUUUUUAGGUGAAUGCACCCACUGAAGUUAUCAUGGUGGAGGUAAGCAAAAUCAGGCUUAUUCCAGAGCCAAAGUCCGUUAGAAAAACACAACUCAUCAGAGGAAGCCACGCACGUACCAAGUAUGCAUGCAUGCAUACUGCAGUCCUGAUAGAGGGAGGAAAAAUAUUAUUAGAAGAUGCAUCUUGGAGGAACGAGGAGCUGGUGAGAUUGCUGAUGGUCAUUGUUUAUGUCCUGUGGGAGUUUCUCUCACAGCAACCUCCCAGGAGUUUUUCUGCACAGCACACUUCGCCAAUAGUUCAGCCUGUUUGUUAUGAGCAAGGAAGUAUUUGGUCUCCACCCAUAAUUUCUCAUCCUAAAGCUUUGGCCAUCUUUUGCUAUGGAAUGCCACAUGGUGUGCUUGGCGCACCAAAGACGCAAGCCAAGGGGAAAUCAGUUUAUCCUCACAGAGGGCCUGCUUGCUACAGGGAGGAAGAUCGCAGCAUUUUAGUGUCUGGAAUGUCUCGGAUGCUGGAAGAGUGACCUUUCAGUUCCAGCAGAACGCACUGCUGCAAUACUGCAGAGCAGCAAGGACAGCAUGAAUUUCAGAGGUGAUGCUGUCCACUAGCUUGCAUCCAAACAGCCCAGCGCGUUGGUGGGAAGGGUGUGCCUCCAGGAGCUGCACAGUGCGCGUGGGCAAGCGAUGAGUGAGAACUACUUUCAUUUUUAAUAAUCUUACUGGUUUUCAGGCUGUUGUUAGUGGGCUCUGCACUUAAAUCUCUAGUGUGCUGCAUGACAACAUCAAGGUUGACUCUUCUCUACUUUCGAGGUGCCAGAUGGUAUUAAAUAUAUUCCUAGUGCCAUUUCAUUCGUGAUACGGGGAUGCUGCGUGAUUGUCAGCGGGAGGGUUGAUGUCCGUAACGCCCUGUCUGCCCCAGCAAGCAGGCAAGCAGAACGCCUCUCCCUCUAGGCGUAGCUUUUGAAGAUGGCACCCUUCGGCCUCGCAGUGCUCUUUACCAACGAAAACACCCGUGUGGGGCUGUGCAGUGCAUCUUCCUACGUGGCUCUUCCUCCAUAGGAGCCGGUCUGUUGACAACCCUGAGCAAUGUGGCUUUCGUAAAGAGCUUAUUGAAAUAACAGACAGUAACGGCAGAUCAUAUGGAGCUACUCUUCCUUUUUCUCUCCUAAGCCCAAAUCUGAUUUUGAUUCAAGUCACAGGAACAUGCCUUCCUUACUUGGAGAAUGUAUUGAAGAAUGAAGCAACAUUUUUCUUAUGAAAACCAAAUGAGGAAACUAAACUGAGGUGUUGAAUGAUGCCAAAUCAGUUUUAAAAAUUAUUUUGCUUCUGCAAAUCACUUCGCUGAAGAUCAUCGCUGCUUUUCUGCAGAGGUAGCCCUCAAGCCAAAGCUGGUGUGUAAAUAAAUGAAGUGCCUGUUGUUUUCUCUAAAGUAGA